Diachasmimorpha longicaudata is the source of this 5604-nucleotide messenger RNA. RefSeq lists its product as uncharacterized. Gene Ontology annotation, cellular component: nucleus. The record is from RefSeq and is a predicted model, not a curated record. The transcript has 3 exons. Lineage: Eukaryota; Metazoa; Arthropoda; Insecta; Hymenoptera; Braconidae. Bases 20 to 3856 code for a protein of 1278 amino acids.
GGGGGGCUAAAGAAUCAAGAUGGCAUCCGAGGAGAAUACUAUCACCGUGUCAAACAAGGAAUACAAUGUCAAUAGUGAGUUAAACAGUCAUUCAGUGCCCUAUCCUGGUAACAAUUCCCCCAACAAUAAUUCAACUAGUGCGAAUGAACAACUGACAAAUUCUGAAACGUCUGAAUAUACCCACCAUAUCCCCAAAAGUGAUACGAUAAAGACGCCCAGCGGGACGCCCACGAUUUUACCACCAGCGUCACCGAGAAACAUUGUUUUAACCGAAACACCAGUGUUAAGUGAUGAUGGAAAUGCUGAUGACACUAUUGUCAAUAAUACGAUAAUCGAGAUGAUGGAGCCGUGCGAUGUCAGUGGAUGUUUGCAGACAGGUCUUUCAGGAUCAUGCGACGUGCCUGGAAGUGCCUGCAACGACGCGGAAAUGUCCCCUUGUCUUCCUCAAGAGGACGCCUCCGUGGCAAAAUCACCAGUGGAGCACCUCCCCGAGGUCUUCUCGAAUUCCCAAAACACUAACCCUAUAACAUUUGGCAUCGAUCCAAGCCUCGACAGUAAGAUAGUACCGGUUAAGUUGGACGAGUGCAGCAAUGUGUCGAGUAAAACGCCACAAUUGGGCGAGAGCCCACAAACAAGCAAUGACAUUAUAACGAGUCCACGAAGCCCAGAUUACCCGCCGGGAGUGUCAGCUGAUCAUCCAACCUCGACUCCCCCAUUCCCAUCAUCAAACGUCGACAUCUCCAUGGGCACAGCAAAGUACAGCACCUCAGAAUCAAUAAAACGUGAUCCAGAGGUGCAGGGUAAGCCCGACGAGGACGAGAAAAUAAAAAUGAUAAAGCAGGAGCCACCGGACAGGCCGGAGGAGAUUAAUCUACCGAAGCCCCCGCAGGAGCUCACAAGAAUCCACUCAUCAUCAUCAUCAACGACGUCAACAUCCUCAACGAUAACUACUGAGAAGCCCAGCCGAGAGCAUAGUGACAGACAUCGUUGUUCUCGUUGUUACAAACGCAGCAAGAUAAAACGAGCGAGCAUAGGUGUUCAGUGUAGAAGAGACAAGAGCAGCAGUCACUCUCUGAAAGCCUCCCUGAAGGACCACAAAUUCCCAACGCCUCUGUCAGCAGCAGAUGAAAACCUCCGGAUAAAUCUCCAGACGAAGGCCAGCAAGACUCUCAGCAAAUCCAUGAGCAAGUCUGAUCAACUGGAGGGCCUCAAGUACAGGAGAUUCAUCCACAUCGAGACAUACCCCAACGGUGGUGCAACUGUCGUUCACAUGUACCAGGACGAGAUAGAUGUUCUCAGCAAGGAGGAGAUCGAUGAGCUUGCCCACGAGUUCUUCAAAGUAGUCUUCGGUGAGGAUGAGAAUGGAAAUGCAUACAAUGUCAUGGGAAUCGUCCACAAUGCUGCAGCCUAUCUGCCAGACCUGCUGGACCAUAUGGCAAGUCAUUACCCGACCCUGACAGUGAAGAAUGGAGUCUUGGGAAGGAACAGUGACAUCGAGACAACGACGAUGCUGCAGUACAAGGAGCAAGUCUACAAGGCAUACAACAAUGGAACAGUGAGAUAUGGCCCUCUCCACCAGAUAAGUCUCGUUGGCACUGUCCACGAGGAGGUUGGAGGCUACUUUCCUGACCUUCUUCAGCGUCUGGAGGAGGACCCCUUCCUGAAAUUGACGAUGCCGUGGGGGCCGUUGUCAGUGGUGCAAAUGGAGACACCCCAGGAGUCCAAUGACGGUCCAAUCCUGUGGAUUCGACCUGGUGAACAGCUGGUACCCACAGCAGACAUGAACAAAAGCCCCUGCAAGCGCCGAAGAACGGGGAUAAACGAGUUGAGGAACCUCCAGUAUCUACCGCGCUUGUCAGAGGCUCGCGAGUACAUGUUCGAGGAUCGGACACGUGCCCAUGCCGACCACGUGGGCCAUGGUCUUGACAGAAUGACGACAGCAGCUGUGGGGGUUCUGAAGGCUAUUCACGGUGGACAGCCAUACGAGUACAACAGGAUAACCAAGGACGUUGUGGCAUUUUAUGCUGGGGAUUUUCCGGAUCUCGUGGAGAAGCUCCAGCUUGAUCUCCACGAGCCACCGAUCUCCCAGUGUGUCCAAUGGAUCGAGGAUGCAAAGCUGAAUCAAUUGAGGAGACAGGGGAUUCGUUAUGCGAAGGUUAAUCUCUACGACAAUGACAUUUACUUCCUACCGAGGAAUAUUAUUCACCAGUUUCGUACGAUAUCAGCUGUAUCGUCAGUGGCAUGGCACGUUAGACUCAAGCAGUACUAUCCUGAUCCAGUGGUGCACGGCAGCAUAAGGCAUAAUAGAUCGAUACCUGAGAAUACAAUAAAGUUCAAGGAAUUGAAGGACGAGCAGAAGGAGAACGCUGACAGGCAGCACAUGGCGGAAAAGAAAGCCAAGGAGAGGGCUGCCGAGUAUCAGGGCAAUCUGAAGAAAUCGGAUCCUCAGCACGCGAGGAAGAGGAGCAAGGAGGAGCACAAGAGUCGGGAUCACGUGAGGGGGGACAUGAAGAGGAAGGAGUCGAGGGAUGAGGGGGUCACGUUGAAGGAGAGUAAAAGGGCUGAUGGGGAGAGGAGACGGUCUGACAGUGGUAAAAAGCACGAUGACAAGCACAGGAAGUCUGAGAGGCGCUCGUCGACGUCCAGUCGAUCGGAGAAGAAGAAACAUGGGGAGGAGAGGAGACACAGUUCCUCUGGUGUUAAGGAGGAGGAGAAGGCUGGAGAUGGGGAGCAGAUACAGCAGGUGCAGGAGCAGCAGGAGUGCCAGGAUACUGAGGCCCCGGUAAAGACGGUGACACCAAUGACUCUUGACAAAGAUCUGGUGGAGGUCAGACAAUCAGUUGGGAAGAUUUAUGCUACUGAGGUGGUUGAUAAAGCCCUGGAAAUAGCUAUUUAUAAAUCAAAAACAGAUGUUGAUGAGGUCUGUCAGUCACUCAGACUGGGGGUGUCUGAAGCCUCGAAGGAGGUGGUCGAAAAGAUUGAGAGGGAGUGUCGUGAAUUGGCGGUCAACAGGUUUAAUGAUGACUCAAGCAGAUGUGAGAGUUAUUUUAAACUUCUGAAGAAUGAAACUGUCGUGGCUUUCAUGUCUGAGAUGGAGUUGGCCACUGAGAAUGCUGUCAAGGCCCUUGUGGAGAUGGCUGAGGAGGAGGCCAGGGAGCGAGGGAAGAUCGAGCUGCAGGAGGAGCCUUCCGGUAAGGCACCACCUCUGCCACUUCUGUCACCACCACCGCCACCUCCUCCACCACCACCGACGACUCCACCGCCUGAACCCGAAUCACCAGAACUAUCAACGUGGACAGAAGGCUCUAAUUUCCUUUUUACGAAGGGCGAAGAGAGCCCUGACGAUAAAGCUCCGGUCGCAGAAACGAAUAAUCCGGAAAAUUCUGCGGGGAAUCCCGAGGAUAAGUGCGAGGGGAAGAAAGAGGAGAGGAUUGUGUCACCCGUGAGCUCCUCGAAGGAGAAUAGGGACAAGAAGGACUGGGAGGAGAGGCACAAGGACAGGAGGGAUCGUGAUAGAAGGGACAGGGAUCACAAAAGGUCCAACCAUAAAGAUAGUUCAUCGAAAUCUCAUCGAGCCUCGAGUAAAUCCACCACUGGACAUUCCAGCAAGGAUAACAGGAGGUCAGACAAACACAAAAAAGAUUCCGCUAGGAGUCACAGCAAGGACAGACCCAAGAGCUCCAGCUCGUCAUCUCAUCGACGAAGUGACGAGGGAAAGUCACAUCACAGCAGAUCUUCCAGCAGCUCUUCCUCUGGGCACAAGAGAAAAUCGUCGACCUCCACUGGACAAGUACACAAGGAGGAGCCCAAGAGACCAUGUACUGAUAGGCUUGGUGAUGCUAAUGGUGCAACGUGAAUUGGUUCCAUUAAUUUGGGUUAUUUUGUUGUGUAUGAAAGUAGUUCAGUCAAUCAUUCACUUGAUUUAUCUUUUUUUUUACUUUGUGAGAAUUUUUCCGUUAAUGAUUAUUCACAGUGCAUUGUAAAUAUUUUACACGCGAGUCAUUGAUCAUUUUUUUUUCUCGGUUGGAGGUAAAAUCCAGUUAAAUUAUUUAGUUAUCAUUUAUCAUUAGGGAUUUAUAAUUGAGGUUUAGUCCACUUGGCAAAUCAUUUUCCGGUUUUUUGGUUUUAUUACUGUCUGAUUGUGCUUUUCUCAAUGAGGUCGCGAAGGGGUAAAACGAUUUGCUUGGGCAAUGACUAAUCGACGGAACCCUCUUUACCUCCUCGCCAUUGAAUUAUCCUUCUUGCUUGGGAAAUUAAGGCUUUUCCAGUGAUAACAGUUGCACUAUCAAAAUAACACGGUUGAGUGUAGUGAUGAAUGAAUAGGGGGCGAAUUAUGAGAAAGCUUUUUUUUCUAUUUUCGUAUAGAAAUAAUGGGGUCGAAACGAUUGCCCUGUGAAGGGAUUAUUGUUCAGUGCAUCGUGGGACCAAGACUGCGUCCCUUUGGAAAUAUUUAUAUGAAUAUAUAAUUUAUUAAUAUAUGAUUUUAAUUUAUGUCUUGGAAGACUUCAGGGACGUUGUCGCGAUCCCACUUGUCGAUCGAUCGUAUUUUUCACAAAUUCUUGUGCUUCGAUAUAUUUUCCUUUGGUUUGUUUCGAGAAUUGUAGGCAGGAAGAACAGGUCACCUGAUCUUUUGCAUUUUUUGACUGAUAAAAGUAUCAAAAAUAACGACUAGGCGAGGAACAUACAUAUGUACAGUAGUUAACAACAGGAAAAACAACAUAAUCUUCACUAUCGAUGGUAAUUGUUAUUUUACACUGUACACUAUCUACGAACGAAUGUACGAUGGUAAGUUUGUGGAGUCAGUGAUGAUGACUAUGAAUGAUUUUAUAGCUUGAAGUGGAAGCAGAACGCGAGGUUAAAAUUUAUGUAGAUAGUUUAUAUAAGAAAAAAUGACAGAAGUCAGAGAAAUUCGCGAGAGAGCAGAUUUUUAGUAAUCUGGUUUAUUCUGGUACUGGUGAGAAAUCAGUGGAACAAAUUGAUGUUUGGUAUGUACAUUUUGUAAAUAAUUCGAUUUUAUCAAAAGUAGAGCGAGAUAUUUGAAAAACUAUAUGGAAAAUGAAUGGAUAUCGAUUAAUAGAGAUUGAGAUGCGUGAUCUUUGUGUAUGCUGAGCAGGCUGGUACUUUCAUCAUUGUUUCGUUUUUCUUCCUGUCGGGUCAGGGUGGAAGUGGGGAAACGCAUGAAGUCAAUGUCAUUUCUUGAGUUAUUUUUCGAAAAUUACUCUCUGCUGAUGUACUGAGUUCAACCGAUGAAUUCUCAGUCAUAAUUCUUAAAUGAAAAUGGCAUUUUCUCUUCCAACUAUUGACUUCAUCCGGUUAUUCUCUUUCGAACUGAUCCAAAAUCACUUAAUUAUGCCCACACAUUAAUAUUCAAUAAUACGUUAAAAUUGCGUUCAAUCACCGACCCUUUGGCAAACAAAAAUACAAAAUUUGAGUAGUUGCGUACGGAGAUAUUGUAAGUAGUUUUACAUAUAAAAGAAUCUAUAUAAAUAUAUAUAUAUAAAUAUAUAUAUAUAAUAUCUGUCACACCGUGUAGAUGAUUCGCAUUCCAGCAUCUAGGUUUUUAAUGAAAAAAUUUAAAGAAAGAAAUACAUUAAUUUUAUCAAA